Lasiosphaeria miniovina is the source of this 903-nucleotide messenger RNA. RefSeq lists its product as uncharacterized. The transcript is spliced from 2 exons. Lineage: Eukaryota; Fungi; Ascomycota; Sordariomycetes; Sordariales; Lasiosphaeriaceae. The record is from RefSeq and is a predicted model, not a curated record. Gene Ontology annotation, cellular component: nucleolus. Bases 150 to 638 code for a protein of 162 amino acids.
ACACCUAGCGGCGUAGCUGCAGCGUCCAGAAGCGCCCGCCGCCGCCAUCGACGAAAAAAAAAGGCAAUCGCAACGUCGUGCCAUUCUCCAAAGACAGUCUACACAACAUAAUCUCCCUUUCUGCACGAGAGAAAGAAGACGAAGAAGCCAUGCCGGCAGACGAAUACGCGGCCGUAGCGCGGGGGCCGCUGAAGCUCAAGGGCGUGGUGGGGAGCAAAGUGGAGAAAUCGAAGAAGAAGAAGGACAAGAGCAAGCAGAAGACGACGGCCGAGCAGCUGGAGCGGGCGCUGUCGGCGGACGGGGGAGGAGAAGAGGGCCGGGAGUUGGAGCAGAAGCGGCGCAACAAGACAUCUCUAGACGGCGACGGCGACGGCGACGACACAGCAGCAGCGCAAUUACAACAGCAACCCCCACCACAACAAAACCAAGACGCCGAAGACGACUCGGAAGACGACUCCAAGACCGAGACGGAGCGGCGCUUCCUCGAGACGAAGCGGAAGAGGUUAAAGGAGCUGGCCGAGUCCGGGCGGGUGCGGCCCGAGCUGCUGAAGACGCACAAGCAGCGGGUCGAGGAACUUAAUUCGGCCUUGUCGCGACUCAGCGAGCAUCACGACAUGCCCAAGAUUGGGCCUGGUUAGUCAAGUGUCGACGCGAUUGGCCGAGAAAGGGAAAAAAAAAAAACCCCCCUAAGAAAAGAAACAACCCCCCGAGGACGAGGAAUUGGCGGCUUUGCGAGGCACGGGGACGUCUCAUAAGUAUCCCUUGGCUGGGAGACGCGUGGGCACGCUGCCGACAUCUCACCUAAGGCUACUCCAGGCCAUGCACUGUACACCUUCAAUUGCAAGCAACGCUUGGUCAAAAUUAUGUAAAGCUAGUUGUUAGCUACCUAGUUUUGCUCUACCG